GAAAUUUUAUGAAAACUGAAAAUUAUAUGAAUUUUUGCAAUUCAGGAGUCCAGGUGAGGUCGUGCAUGCGUCUGUUUGAAGAAGUUAUCAGCUGUUGUUGAUUGUGGGGUUACGGCUUUCUGUUGAAAUUGAUUUGUAAAGGGAAUACGGACAGGGAGACGUCUGACUAUUUCGUUCCAUCCAUUGUGGCAUUACAAGAAUUCACGUAUUGGAUAUUGCGUUCGUUUGUGUGUUGGACAACUAUACCUUCCUUGAUUCAAGUCGCAUAGAGCGUGCAUCUAGAUUUGCGCAGCUACUAGCCUGGUUGAAUUUUUCACAGGACGGUAUUCUUAAAAAUCCAUAAUGGCUUCGAAACUUGUAUCCAGACUGACGAGCAAGGAAAUGAGAGAUUAUUUUAUGAGGUACCAUUUCUGGGGUCCCGUCGCCAACUGGGGUUUGCCACUGGCUGCAAUUGCUGAUUUAAAAAAGAAUCCGGAGAUCAUCAGUGGGAAAAUGACCACAGCGAUGUGUCUUUAUUCCAUGCUGUUUAUGCGUUUUGCCUGGAUGGUACGACCUCGUAAUCUCUUACUGUUCGCCUGCCAUGCCGCCAACGAGACUGCACAGUUGACGCAAAUGACGCGAUAUAUCUCAUACCAUGCCAGUAAACCGAAGCCAUAAUUUUUGCAGUGCUUCGAAUCCCAAGCCAAUUCCGGCUAUAUUGCUUGUGGAGGAACGGAAGUGAUAGUGAAUCUUAGCGAGCUUUAUACCAUUCGCAUUUCUGGUGUGAAGUGUAAUCUAGAGCCAUCGGCAUUAUUGGCAAAAAGGUGAUGGAAAUUUUCGCGAUAUCUGGUGUAUGCACUUGGGAUUUGGGAUACUUAUGAUGUUAUACAUGUAUCGCGCGCUUCACAGGGCCGAAGUUUUGUUGUAUUUUAUCUUGUUUAGAUUGCAGCUGCGUUGAAUUGGGUUUAUAGAAGAAUAAAAUGUAGACUUGUGU
Messenger RNA from Paramacrobiotus metropolitanus, 973 nucleotides. RefSeq names its product mitochondrial pyruvate carrier 1-like. Gene Ontology annotation, cellular component: mitochondrial inner membrane. Gene Ontology annotation, biological process: pyruvate import into mitochondria. Bases 343 to 657 code for a protein of 104 amino acids. The transcript has 4 exons. The record is from RefSeq and is a predicted model, not a curated record. NCBI's taxonomy places the organism in Eukaryota, Metazoa, Tardigrada, Eutardigrada, Parachela, Macrobiotidae.